Pecten maximus is the source of this 1834-nucleotide messenger RNA. RefSeq lists its product as uncharacterized. NCBI's taxonomy places the organism in Eukaryota, Metazoa, Mollusca, Bivalvia, Pectinida, Pectinidae. The record is from RefSeq and is a predicted model, not a curated record. The transcript has 2 exons. The coding region runs from base 183 to 1127 and encodes 314 amino acids. Gene Ontology annotation, biological process: DNA integration; DNA recombination. Gene Ontology annotation, molecular function: DNA binding.
AGGAGCCAGAGAAUGUUCAACAGGAAGCCAGGAACUUGUUUCAGAUGUGGCAAACCGGGACACUGGAGAUAUGAAUGUCAGGAGGCACAAGGCAGACCAGAGGAAAGAAAUGAAAAGGCCUAAAUCUGAAGGAAGCUGUGGUAGCAGACCUGCAUAAGACUGGGGUAGUAACAGGCAGCCUCAUGGACUUGGCCAACAGCAUGUCUACACAUAUUCUGAAAUCAAGGGGAGACAACACAGUGUCAAAAUAUUAUGGAUCAUUCAGGAGAUGGGAACGGUUUAUCAACACGGAAGGAGGUAGUGCUAUACCAGCGCAGCCGGUGCAUGUGGCCCUAUAUUUAACAAGUUUGAUAGACAAAAACUGUUCAGUAAGUGUUAUACAGUCGGCAAUUUAUGGAAUUAAAUGGGCUCACAGCAUCAGAGGAAUGAAUGACCCUACGGACAAUCACUAUAUCAAACAUUUACUUGAAUCUUGUAAGAGGCAAAACAGUGUGCCAGUGGUGAGAAAGGAUAUUGUAACUUCAGAGCAGAUAGUGAGUUUAUGUGAGAAAUAUGGAAGCUCGAAUGAUAUACUGGUCUUGAGAGAUUUAAGCAUGAUAGUGUUAAGUUUCAGUGGUUUUCUGAGAUUUCAGGAGGUAAGCAAUUUAAGGUGUAAAGAUUUAUCUUUUCACGAGAAUUUUAUGUCACUUUUUCUGGUGAAGUCAAAAACUGAUCAGUAUCGUCAAGGGAGCAAAGUUUUAAUCAAUGAAGGGAGAACUACCGGGUGUCCAAUUAGGAUUCUUAAGAGAUAUAUUUCAACAGCCAAUGUAGAUUUGAAAUCUGGGGAAUUUUUGUUCAAACCAGCCUAUAGGUCAAAGGGCAAAUGUUGUCUUAUUAAGAAAAAUAAGCCAAUUAGUUACACCAGGGCCAGAGAGACAAUUUUGGCCAGAUUGAAGGAGGUUUGUGGAGAUGCAAAUUUGGGCUUGCAUUCAAUGAGGGCAGGCGGUGCAUCUAUGGCGGCAAGGUCCGCAGUCAAUGACCGAUGCUGGAAGAGGCAUGGGCGUUGGAGAGGUGAAAAAUCCAAAGAUGGUUAUGUAGAAGAUACUAUUGAGAAAAGGCUGGAGGUUUCAAAGUUCUUAAACUUAUAAAAAAAAAAAAAAAAAAAAUUAUACAAUAUUUUUCUCGUCAACAUAGCCCACAGAAUUCUACCCGUUCUUUGUUAUUUUCUAUAAGUCUCUCGGGCAGGCUACUUCCAAAAAGUAUUUUGGUGUUGAGUUAUAUAUAUUAUAUAUGGUUUGAGUAUAUCACAGACUGUCACUUUCCUGCGUUACGUAGUAUAGCAGGAAAUAUAUGUCUGAGGGUUUCGUAUUUAGUAGUUAUGAAUAUUCAUGGAUAGGAGCGAGGUGCACGAGUUUUGCGUGAGGGUACACGUGUCUAGGAGAGUACAGGUGAGAAUACAGGUGAGAUAGUCAUUCUAGCCAGAGACCCGCAUGGCAGUACACCGUUCUAGUCUAUAUUGUAUUUACAUUUAUAUAUACAUGUAGGUAGGGUUAAUGUUUGUAUUGAUAUUAUUACCACUUUUGUGUGAAGAUACUGAUAGGGGUAAGACGUCAAAAGGUUUUCCAGAGUUUUUGUCUCAUUGAGUUUGACCUCUGGUUUUUAACCCUGGACGUUGCGCACAAGCACAUGCUGUAUAUAUGUGCUUAUGGAGUGAUUUGAAGCUUAGCUCAAAUUUCAUUAGUAAAGUGUGGGAGUGAGAGUAGACAAUGUUGUAUUGACACUGUAUUAUUACCAAAUAUGCUGCAAAUAAAAGUCGGUCCAUCAAGUCUCUCGGGCAGGCUACUUCCAAAAAGUA